AUGCCCAAAUUGACCAAAAGCGAGAAAAAAGACUUAAUUUUGACUCAUCUCCGCGCCACUGGAACCUGUCACACGCUCAAAGACCUCGAGAAGACCCUACCCUCGAUUGCAUCCAUCAAUGGCAUCCAGGUCAAGGAAUACAUUCAAGCUUUGACUGAUGAGGGUCAACUACGAGUGGAGAAGAUCGGCAAUGGAAAUUGGUACUGGAGUUUCAGUAGCGAUGAAAAACACGCACAAGAGCAGCAGUUGGGCCGGAUGACCAUGGAGGUGGAGAAAGUCCGGAAGUCUUACGCCGAAAUAGAAGUGGGUUUGGUCGCUGAGACCAUAUGCCGAGCGGAAGAGGCGGAUGAGGAACACGAAAGAGAAUUCCUCAUGACCAAAAAGGCUGAACUCCAAGUGGGAAUCGAUCGGGUACGGACUACAGAGGCCCAACUCUCCGGACCCCUCAAUUCGCUCAAUAGCAAGGAUGUCAAGCAGGUCCGAGAGAAGUUAGCGGGGUUCCGACAGCAAGCACUGCAGUGGACUGAUAAUAUCUACAUCCUAGAGGAGUAUUUGCGCAAAUUAGCAAGUGGAGAUCGACACCUCGUUGAGGGUGUCUUGCGUGACUGUUAUGGAGACGAAUACGUGGACGGAGAGGGUCUUUGUGAACUACAGCAAACUACGGAGUAG
Penicillium expansum is the source of this 669-nucleotide messenger RNA. RefSeq names its product putative GAJ protein. Gene Ontology annotation, molecular function: double-stranded DNA binding. The transcript is spliced from 2 exons. Bases 1 to 669 code for a protein of 222 amino acids. The record is from RefSeq and is a predicted model, not a curated record. Lineage: Eukaryota; Fungi; Ascomycota; Eurotiomycetes; Eurotiales; Aspergillaceae. Gene Ontology annotation, biological process: reciprocal meiotic recombination.